UCCACCUGCAACGUCUCUUCAAUUCAGCCGAUUCCACGGAAUGACAUUCCUUUUUCUGUCAAUACAGUAGGUUUCAACGCCGGAUAUCCCUGGACCUUCCCUCCAGACAUAUAAUCUAUACUUCCAGCUUGUUCAACAUCUUUCCCGCGCUACCAUGGAAUCAUCAACGCUUCAAGUACGGCGUGGGGAUGAGGAGAUAGUCGAAUGCUGGGACGAUGAUGAAGACCUACAGUGCUACGAGGACAUCCAAUUGCGCACCGCAUCAAGUGCUACAUCGGUAACUAAUUCGUCUAUUCGCCGGUCUGGGCAUCGGGAUUCGAUAUCUUCUCGUCGUUCCGGACGCUCCGAUCUCGACUCCAACGCGGGCGGUGACGAGGAUUGGCAGGUCCAGCUACUAGACAAUGAAGAAGGUGUAAGCGAAGAGGCGAUAGCUUCUGCGAAGAGUGCUGGAAUUCCUUUACCUACAAACUUACCCAGGUCUGCUCUCGUUGGGGGUACUAUUAAACGUCUCGGACGGAGGAAACCUAAGCAAAAUUUCGAUGAUUGGUCUGAAGACAUGGAAUUCCCGGGGCCUGAAGGUGUAUUGGAAUUGAAGUGUCCGCAGGAGUCGACGUUUCCUGAGUCCCUUCGGCAGAUUAGCUCUGUUGCUGCAAGCCCUAUAAAAACCUCGGCUUCGCCUUUCUGGGGUGAUGAUGACAUUUCUUUCCAUUUGCAGUCGGCACUCGCCAAUUUGGAUAGCUACCAAAUCGAUGACAGUGUCAAUAGUGUUGAUGAUAUUCCUACAAUUAGAGCCCCGGGAUCUCGGUCUCCCCAGAGGGCUGGUCUUCUUGGCCACCCGAAGCCGGACCAACAGAAUCAAAACCUAGACAAUUUUGAGGAGGAUUUCGAGAUACCGGCGAAUGGCUUCCCUUUACAGCUAUCACAUCGCAAGGUUCACUCGAGAAUUACAAGCCCAACACCUGAUGAUAUUGAUGUUGACUGGUCUGAAGGUAGUAUUGGUGUCCGGUUUGGCGGCACUACGAGAGAUCAUCGGUCGAAUCCAAGCUCCUCAGUCUCUGUGGUCAGCCCCAGCGCUUCUAGCUGUUUAACCGCCGAGAGUGAGGAUGAGGGACUGGAAGGUCUCAUCAUCCCGGAAGGACCUUUGGAUCUGGAAACCUCUUUAAGGAAGCGACAGGAACCGAGAUGUGUAAGCCUAAGCAAUUCGGAACCGGUGAAGGCAAGCCACGAAUCAGCCAACCCUGAUAACUUCUUCUCGGGCAUUGAAAUCGAGGGCGAUGAUGCUUUUGACUCUAAGAGACUUUCGAUAAAUCCAAACGUCAAAUGCAAGACAGAACGUCCUAGCAGCCCAGUGAGGCGUUCAGCAACUACUCUUACAUUCACGCCCACAACAGUUUCCCCAAAGACCCGGAUACCCCGUCUUUCUGGUCAUGAUCGUCCGCACUCGACACACCUAGAAACUGUUUCAGAAAGCGGAGCUCCUCUAUCGAAUUUUCGAAGCCCCCCGUCGCGAACUGGCGGGCAUUCUUCCCAUAUGUCACUAUCUAGUCUUGCGACAUCUGGAUGUACAUCAAUGCCCCCUAUCACCUCAACUCCGAGUAUGCGGCUCGUCGGUACCCGAGCUGUAAAGGGAACUACCAGUAGUGAGCGUAUCACCGCCGGGAAUCAACUACUAAAAAAGAAACGAUCAAUGCCAUCGAUGAGGAGCACACAGCAGGCAGCAUUGUCUUCUUGUCAGCGUUCCCCUUCUCGGCAAGAAGGACCAAGUUUUUCUUCUAUUCGACCAAAAACUCCAGUUGAUCGCACAGGGGGUGACCCAAGGUCGCUGAGCCGUAGAUCACAAGCACCAUUCAUCCCAGCGGGAGCAUCAGAAAACCAGUCACAUCAUGCCAGCGUCAAAAAUUACCGGCAGCCCCGUCGAACAAACUCAGAUAGUUCCAAUGACACAUUCACUUCACAAGCUCCAUCUCGCAUGUCACGGUCGAGUCGCCAUGAUGCCUUCAGCAAUGCUGUAAAUGACUCAAGCCCCGAGACCCUAAUCGCUUCCACAAAGAGAACCCUUACUCGACCAGCCCGUCGGCGUAACUUUGGUGACGGUACUGAAUUGGCGUCGUUCGAUGAUUUGCCUACAUCUACCUCAACAGAAAGCAGAUUCGUCAAGCUUCCCUCUGGGCGUGGGGCCCCGCGGUCGCUCAGAAGUAGGCUAAACCGGAGCCACACCAUUCCAUCAAGGAUAGAAGCACCAACUCCCCAACAACCGGUACCAGGCAUUGCCCCAAAGUCCCAAGAUUCCACACCAAGAUUUGCGCGGGACACCAACGCUUCAAGAAACGCAAGAGAGCAACGCAUAGCCUCAAUGGCGUUUAAUGCGAAAAGUCGUGAAAGUCAAUCUUUUACUUCUUUGAACGCAGUUUGGAAAACACAAACAGUCUCGCGUGUUCCUUCAAGCUCGUCUACUGUAAGAAGCAGAAAAGGUAGACAGGCCACCAUGACUGGAUUCAAACCACAUUUAAUCAAACCUUUGGGGGCAGGCGUCCAAGAGCCCAAAUCUAUAAACGGCAUGCAGUACAACCCCGCCGCUUUCCGUUGGGAAGGAAAUGAAGGCUUGAUCCAGGGAUUUGAAACAGACUCACCUAAGUCACCAAAACCAGCUCCAGCUCUCAUCACUAAUGUUGGUGCGAUGCAGAAUGUGCAGGUUGUCGGGGGAAUGGUGUUCGACCCACGACGUAUGUGCUGGCUCAAAAUGGCGCCCCUGCAGCCUGGGACAAAGGGCUUGGUGGCUGUCCAGGAUGAGGAUGACGUUUUCGCUGGCCUUGGCGACCUGGAAGACAAGGCCGGAAAUUCUAGACUACGGAACUCAAGUGCCUAUUAUGACCUUGGUUUUGGUGCGAGCGGCGAUGACCGAAGCUGCGGAGACUCUUCAGACGAGUGGCCCAUGACGGAAGAAUUUGACGUUGGUCCAGAAUUCAUCAGGCGUCAGCGCGCCGAAGAAGAAAAAUGGAGGCGCAAGGUUGACAAAUGGAUCAGCUUUGAUCGUAUGAAAUUUGGAGAUGGCUGGCGAUGGGCUAUUCGAGACUUGGUGCAAUUCAACAGCGCUCGGGACCACGAUAGUGGGUAAUUUAUGAGGGACAUACUCAUACUCCCCUCUGCCGUGGGUGGAAAGAGAAGAAAGAGAGAGAGAAAAGAAAAGAAAUAUGGGGGGGAGGAAAGAACUUGAGGAAGC
Molecule: messenger RNA, 3220 nt
Organism: Aspergillus alliaceus
Lineage: Eukaryota; Fungi; Ascomycota; Eurotiomycetes; Eurotiales; Aspergillaceae
Product: putative cytokinesis regulator (Byr4)
Exons: 2
Coding region: 155-3115 (986 amino acids)
Biological process (GO): regulation of Ras protein signal transduction; mitotic spindle orientation checkpoint signaling
Cellular component (GO): mitotic spindle pole body; SIN/MEN two-component GAP complex
Molecular function (GO): GTPase activator activity
Source: RefSeq, a predicted model, not a curated record